UCUUUGUAGUGAGAGCGCAACAUUUGUCACUCAGCGUCUGAGCAACUUCAGUGACACCACCAGGAAAGGUCUCUGCUGGUCCAAAUGGCACGCUUCCCACGAGUGGCAUCUUUUUUUCUCUUUCUGACUAAGCUCAGCACUGCCCAGAGAGAAGUAACAGUUCAGAAAGGACCGCUGUUCAGAGCUGAAGGUUACCCCAUUAGCAUCGGCUGCAACGUAACUGGCUACCGGGGACCUUCUGAGCAGCAUUUCCAGUGGUCUGUUUACCUGCCGACAGCCCCGACCCAAGAAAUCCAGAUCAUUAGCACCAAGGAUGCCACCUUCUCUUAUGCAGUGUAUGCACAGCGGGUGCAAAGUAAGGAAAUCUACGUGGAGAAGGUCCAGGGUAACUCAGUCUUUUUGCACAUCGCCAAGCUCCAGAUGAAGGAUUCCGGCGAGUAUGAGUGUCACACACCCAACACUGAUGGAAAAUACUAUGGGAGUUACAGUGCAAAGACGAAUCUAAUUGUCAUUCCAGAUACCCUCUCUGCUGCCAUGACUUCCCAGACUCUCAGUAAGGAGGAAGGUGAGCCAUUGGAACUUACCUGUGAGUCAUCCAAAGCCACAGCUCAACAUACUCACCUCUCUGUCACCUGGUACCUGAUGCAAGAUGGAGAAAGAAGCCAAGCCAGCAAGAUUGUUUCCCUCUCCAAAGAUUUUAUGCUGCUCCCUGGGCCCUUGUAUACAGAGAGGUUUGCAGCUGGUGACGUGCGGCUCGACAAGCUUGGGGUCACUACCUUCAGGCUGUCCAUAGGGAGACUUCGGCCCUCAGAUCAGGGUCAGCUGUUCUGUGAGGCAACUGAAUGGAUUCAGGAUCCGGAUGAAACCUGGACUUCCAUCACGAAAAAGCAGACAGAUCAAACAACUCUGAAGGUCCAUCCAGCAGUGAGAGAUUUUCAAGUCAACAUCACGGCUGAGAGCACGGUUCCUGAAGGAAAACCCUUAGAACUGGUUUGCCUGGUCAUGGGCGGUGGCCGGGACCCACAGCUUCAUAGCACUUGGUUCUUCAAUGAUAUUGAAAUGGCCCACAUUGAUGCUGGUGGAGUUCUGGGUCUGAAGAAAAACUAUCAAGAAAGAGCAAGUCAAGGACAGCUCCAGGUUUCAAAGUUAAGCCCCAAGUCUUUCUCUCUCAAGAUCUUCUCUGUGGGGCCAAGGGAUGAAGGUGCCUACAGAUGUGCCGUGGCGGAGGUGACAAGAGCUCAGAUGGGCUCCUGGCAGGUGCUCCAGAAAAAACAGUCACCAGACAGCUACGUGCACCUGAGGAAGCCAGCAGCAAGAUAUGUGGUCAUGUCUACCAAGAACAGGAAGCAAGCAGUGUGGGAAGGAGAGGCGUUAACCCUUCUCUGCAAGGUAGGUGGAGCUAAAAGUCUCCUGUCCGUGACCUGGUGGCACAUCCCACAAGACGAGACAGAGCCGGAGUUUGUGGCUGGAAUGGGGCAGGACGGCACCAUGCAGCUGGGUGCCUUCUACGGGCAACUCGAUAAGCACAGCAACACAAGGCUGGAGAAGACGGACUGGGACACCUUCCAGCUGGAGAUCACCUCCACCACCAUCACAGACAGCGGCAUGUAUGAGUGCAGGGUGUCUGAGAUGCCCCGGAGCAAGACCAGAGAUCAGAGCUGGGCUCAGAUGUCAGUCACUGUAAAACCUCUGAAGUCAAGUUUUCAUGUUAGUCUGAUGAGCCGUCAACCACAAGUGAAAUUAACCAACACCUUUGACCUGUCCUGCAUAGUGGGUGUUCGCUACUCUGACCUCAAGGUUCUACUCACCGUGACAUGGCAGUUCCAGGCAGCUAGAUCUCGAGCCUUUGAUCUGCUUCUUCGAAUCACCCAUAAUGGCACUAUUGAAUGGGGGAACUUCCUACCCCAGUUCCAAAAGAAGACAAAGGUUUCACAGUCUUUAUUUCGUUCUCAACUCCUAAUCCAUGAUGCCACCGAGGAAGAAGCAGGAGUUUAUCAGUGUAAUGUAGAAGUUUAUGACAGAAGUUCCCUACACACAAACGGCCCCGUGAGGGCUUCUGCCAUCUCUCACCCAUUGAGGAUCACUGUCACUUUACCAGAGAGCAAGCUGAAAGUGAAUUCAAGUAGUCAAGUCCAAGAGAUCUCCAUCAACUCCAACACAGACAUAGAGUGUAACAUCCUGUGCCAAUCCACUGGAAACCUUCAGUUGGCUGUUACUUGGUACUUCUCUGCCACGUCCACUAAUGCACCCUGGCUGAGGAUCCUGGAAAUGGACCGAACCCACGUAGUAAAAUACGGGGAUGAAUUUCAGACCGCAUGGAGAAAACAAAAAUUCCACGCCGAGAAAGUUUCCCAAGACUUGUUUCAGCUACACAUUCUGAACGUGGAAGACAGCGAUCAGGGCAAAUAUCGCUGCGCUGUGGAGGAAUGGCUCUGGUCUACAAAUGGCACUUGGCACAAGCUUGGAGAAAAGACAUCAGGUCUAACAGAAUUGAAACUCAGGCCCACAGGAAGUAAGGUACGCAUCUCCAAAGUGUCCGGGACAAAAAAUGCCUCCGAGCACAGCGAGGUGGCCAUCCGCUGCAGCCUGGAGAGUGCGGGCAGCCCAGCCUCCCUGUUCUCUGUGAUGUGGUACUGGAACAGAGAAAAUUCUGGAAAUAAAAUGCUGGUGCACCUGCAGCAUGACGGCUUCCUGGAGUAUGGCGAAGAGGGGCUCAGGAGGCGCCUGCACUGUUACCGUUCAUCCCCUGCAGACUUUGUCCUGAUGAUACAUCGAGUGGAGAUGGAGGAUGCUGGAAUGUACUGGUGCAGGGUGGCAGAGUGGCAGCUACACGGCAACCCAAGCAAGUGGGUCAGCCAAGCAUCAGACGAGUCACAGCGUGUGGUGCUCACGGUGCUGCCUUCAGAGCCCACGUUUCCUUCCAGGAUCUGCUCGUCAGCACCUUUACUCUAUUUCCUCUUCAUCUGCCCCUUCCUUAUGCUCAUCCUUCUGUUCAUUUCCCUCCUCUGCCUGUACUGCAAGGCCAGGAAGUUGUCAACUCUGAGCCUAAGCAUACAGAAAGAAAAGGCCCUCUGGGUGGACCUGAAAAGGGCUGGAAGCAGGGCCGCACACAGAUUGGAAGAGGACGGUGAAGACAGUUGAAUCCCGAGAGGCGCCUGCAGCCCUGUGGAAAGAGUGCGGACUUUGAAACUGGACUGACCAGGAGAGGAGUGCCCCCUGCCUCUGUCCUCCUCUGAGUCUGCGGCCUGGGGCGAGGUACCUAGGACUCAGAGGGAACAUUUAUUGAGCGCGUAUGUGGUGCCAGAAACCGUUAAGUGUUUCUUCACGUGUCACCUCAUCUACCCAUCGCAUCCCCCACAGGAGCUAGGUGACUCCGUUACACCGUCUUCCGCUUGCCACACCUCACAGGGCUUAGGUUCUGCGUCCAUAGAUCUGUAAGGAGAGGAGUACCUCCCUCACGCAGCUGCUGGGGAUUAAAUGAGAUCCCACGGCAGAGCCCAGGGCGAUGCUCCCCUCUCUUAUGUCACUGAUUCCCUGGACAACACUCAGUGUUGGAGCCACACACUGGCUCCAGGUAACCUUUUGCCUCCAGAUAAGACACGUAGGAAAGGACCUGAUGCCAGCAAGGAAACGGGGUUGGGACUAUGCCCUUCAUUCACAUCAAAUUUGCCUCCCAAUCAGACUGUGGCUUCCUUCAAGGCAGAAAUCCCAUUUUCUCCUCCACUCCAUCUCCAUCCCAUCUAUAAAUGCCACUGACGAGCAAGCUCUGCAUAGUAGGUGCUUCAUCAGUAUCGGUUCUUUAGUGAAAGGAUAAGGUAUUUUGUAGCCAGACUUUCUUUCCUUUUUUUUUUUUCUUUCUUUUCUCCAUAAGACUUAUUAAGUCAUUG
Molecule: messenger RNA, 3887 nt
Organism: Aethalodelphis obliquidens (Pacific white-sided dolphin)
Lineage: Eukaryota; Metazoa; Chordata; Mammalia; Artiodactyla; Delphinidae
Gene: CD101
Product: CD101 molecule
Exons: 9
Coding region: 85-3141 (1018 amino acids)
Cellular component (GO): membrane
Source: RefSeq, a predicted model, not a curated record